Akanthomyces muscarius is the source of this 741-nucleotide messenger RNA. RefSeq lists its product as uncharacterized. Bases 1 to 741 code for a protein of 246 amino acids. The transcript has a single exon. Lineage: Eukaryota; Fungi; Ascomycota; Sordariomycetes; Hypocreales; Cordycipitaceae. The record is from RefSeq and is a predicted model, not a curated record.
AUGAAUAACGGCACUUUUCAUCUGUUCACGGAGCUGCCGCCCGAGAUUCGCGCCAGCAUUUGGCGUCACGCUGUCGAGCCACGUAUAGUGCCCAUAACGUGCUGGAGUGGCGAGCAGCGCGCCGAGGUUACAACAAUGAGCGAGGCGCGGGAGGACGAUUUGGCCGAGGGGUGUCGUCGCGCACGCACCGAUCCUACGGCCAAGACAGAGCUGCCACUGGAACUUUACGCGAAGGCACCACUGCGGCCACCCGUACUGGAUGUGUGUAGAGAGGUGCUUCAGCUCGGCUUGUAUGAGCAGAUGAUCCUGACUCCUGGAAGUAGCACUUCCUACGCCUGGGUCAACUACGAGAUGGACAUUAUCUAUCUCGAAGACGAGGAAGAACCGUACUCGUUGUAUCGAAAUUGUGGGAGUCUUGUGCGACGAUUACGGAUACGUGCCGACCCAAGCAACGAGUACUGGUUCUACAAUCAAUCGGCCACGCUCAAGUCUACUUUCAAUCAGCUCCAAGAGUGUUUUGUCGUAAUGGGCGACGAGGCGCGUAUUUGGGACUGGCGAUCAUACGACUACCGCAAAUGGUUCUCUUGUCCUCCUGACAAGAUUCAUCUCAUCGACGAGGAAAACGAUGAGCAGAUGACGCAUGAGGAACUGCUUCAGAUGUCUAAUGAAGCCGUGAAUAAAUGGUCAAUGUCAAGUAACAGAUUUGGAUCAAGUGCGUCUGCAGACGAUGAAAAUAGCUAG